ACCCUAUCUUAUCUCUGGCAUAUCAUCGACAAGUCACUCACUGGUAACCUGGCCUGUCUUUCGCGUUUCUUUCACAUCCCAUAUUUCAGAUUGUACUCAGCAGCGAGACACAGACUUCAGACCUGAAAGACAUUGUUUCGCAUUUCCUUUCGUAUCUCCUCUCCUAGAGUUAUGCCAAAGGAGGUCAGACAGUCCACUCGAGCCCACAGCCAACAAACAACCAUGCAAGCUGUUGGAGUCACUAGUGAGCCUCGCACCGCCAGUACAUGGUCCAACGCAGAUGAUGAGAUACUCAUGAGUGCUCGAGCGGCCGGCAUGAACUGGCAACCAAUCUCGGCGAAACAUUUCCCUGCAAAGACGGCAAAUGCUUGCCGCAAGCGACACGAGCGCCUAAUGGAACGACGUAAUGCGGAGGAGUGGGACGGCGUCAAGCUGGAAACACUUGCUGUAGAGUACAUGAACUGCAGGCGAGAGAUGUGGCAGAUUCUCGCGAAUCGAGUAGGAGAGAAAUGGACCCUGGUCGAGCAGAAAUGCAUGGAAAAGGGUUUCAAGAACCUUCAGGCUGCGCAGCGGUCCGCGCAGCGAAAGGAGCGAGGUAUUUACGGAGACGAUAGCGGCAUCGACCUGGACGCUGAGAACGACAUAGAUGAUAGCCCGUCCUCUGCUCACCAGGCCCCCUUUGUUCAAAAUCUGUAUGGCCGCGGUGGAAUGAGCAUUCAGACCAUGCUAUCACCAUCUCCUCGCGGCCCUCAAGCUUAGCAAAGGCAUCCUCCCCGGCGUUUCCAUUACCUCAUUCCCACAACUGGAGUUUACGGCGCAUAUUUGAAGUUAUUGACUGGAAACUUACGACUCUCGUUGCGCACCAUACCG
Messenger RNA from Pseudovirgaria hyperparasitica, 870 nucleotides. RefSeq lists its product as uncharacterized. The coding region runs from base 172 to 759 and encodes 195 amino acids. Lineage: Eukaryota; Fungi; Ascomycota; Dothideomycetes; Acrospermales; Acrospermaceae. The transcript is spliced from 2 exons. The record is from RefSeq and is a predicted model, not a curated record.